AUGUGCCCGGUUGAUACCAGUACAAGUACGAGGACAGAAGCCACUGUUGUUUGUUUGACAACGCCCUCAGUGCUGGCGGCUGCCCUUCCAAGUGCAACGGUGGCUCUAAGUGGCCCGCUGAGUGCAUUAGCCAGGCCACUGGCGCCUCGCGUAAUGGAUACGUUUGGACGGUCCGCUCAAUAG
Molecule: messenger RNA, 183 nt
Organism: Colletotrichum orchidophilum
Lineage: Eukaryota; Fungi; Ascomycota; Sordariomycetes; Glomerellales; Glomerellaceae
Exons: 2
Coding region: 1-183 (60 amino acids)
Source: RefSeq, a predicted model, not a curated record